Molecule: messenger RNA, 1827 nt
Organism: Equus quagga
Lineage: Eukaryota; Metazoa; Chordata; Mammalia; Perissodactyla; Equidae
Gene: SLC45A2
Product: solute carrier family 45 member 2
Exons: 7
Coding region: 51-1787 (578 amino acids)
Biological process (GO): transmembrane transport
Cellular component (GO): membrane
Molecular function (GO): sucrose:proton symporter activity
Source: RefSeq, a predicted model, not a curated record
CCCAGGCCCCACCCCCCUUCCCUCUCAUCAUAACUUGUGAUCUUAGAGCCAUGAAAGAAUUUGAGCCCCUCCCCCAGCCUGAUCAUCUCUGUUGGCUGCUCAGCCAGGCUCUAUGUCAAAUCCAGCUUGAGGCACAAACCCGAGGGCCACCCGGGAGGCGGUGGGCUUGCAGGCAGGUUCCUCACCCAGUGGCCAUGGGUGGCAACAGUGGGCAGCCUGGCGUUCACACCUAUAAGUCCCUAGCUGAGGAUGGCCCCUUUGGCUCCGUGGAGCUGCCCAAAAGAUCCACGGGCAGGCUCGUCAUGCACAGCAUGGCCAUGUUCGGCCGGGAAUUUUGCUACGCGGUGGAGGCGGCCUACGUGACCCCAGUCCUGCUCAGCGUGGGCCUGCCCAAGCGUCUGUACAGCGUGGUGUGGCUGCUCAGUCCCGUCCUGGGAUUCCUGCUGCAACCUGUGGUGGGAUCGGCCAGCGACCACUGCCGGGCCAGGUGGGGCCGGCGGAGACCCUACAUCCUGGCCCUGAGCGUCAUAAUGCUCCUGGGUAUGGCUCUGUACCUCAACGGGGACGCUGUCAUAUCAGCUUUGAUUGCUGACCGAAGGAAGAAGCUGACCUGGGCCAUAACCAUCACCAUGAUAGGUGUGGUUCUCUUUGAUUUUGCUGCUGACUUCAUUGAUGGGCCCAUCAAAGCCUACUUAUUUGAUGUCUGCUCCCAUCAGGACAAGGAGAGGGGCCUCCACUACCACGCUCUCUUCACAGGUCUCGGAGGUGCCCUGGGCUACAUUUUGGGCGCCAUUGACUGGGCGCAUCUGAAACUGGGAAGAAUGCUGGGCACAGAAUUCCAGGUCAUGUUCUUCUUCUCCGCCUUGAUGCUUACUUUGUGUGUUGUUAUUCAUCUGUGCAGUAUUCCUGAAGCCCCACUUAGAGAUGUUGCAAAGGAUAUUCCCCCCCAGCAAGACUCCCAAGACCCUCUCUUGUCAUCAGACAGAAUGUAUGAGUAUGGGUCUAUCGAGAAAGUUAAAAACGGUUAUAUAAACCCAGAGAUGGUGCUGCAGGGAGAGAAAACAAAAAAUACCCAACAGACUCGGAGGACAAUGACCAUGAAGUCACUGCUGAGGGCACUGGUGAGUAUGCCUCCCCACUACCGCUACCUUUGCAUCAGCCACCUCCUUGGAUGGACCGCCUUCCUGUCCAACAUGCUCUUCUUCACAGAUUUCAUGGGCCAGAUUGUGUACCAUGGGGAUCCCUAUAGUGCACACAACUCCACAGAGUUUCUCAUCUACCAAAGAGGGGUCGAGGUUGGAUGUUGGGGUUUGUGCAUCAACUCCGUGUUUUCCUCACUUUAUUCUUACUUUCAGAAAGUUUUGGUAUCCUACGUUGGAUUAAAGGGUCUUUACUUCAUGGGGUAUUUGCUGUUUGGCCUGGGGACAGGAUUCAUCGGGCUCUUCCCCAACAUCUACUCCACCCUGGUCCUGUGCACCUCGUUUGGCGUGAUGUCCAGCACCCUGUACACCGUGCCCUUUAACCUCAUUGCCGAGUACCACCGCGAGGAGCAGGAGAAGCAGAGGCGGCAGGCCCAGGGAGGGGACGUGGACAGCAGCGGGCGAGGACAGGGCCUGGACUGUGCUGCCCUCACCUGCAUGGUGCAGCUGGCUCAGAUCCUGGUCGGAGGUGGCCUGGGCUUCCUGGUGAACAUAGCAGGGAGUGUUGUCGUCGUGGUGAUCACGGCCUCCGUGGUGGCGCUGAUCGGCUGUUGCUUUGUGGUUCUCUUUGUUAGAUAUGUGGCGUAGGUCAAUAAAGAGACAUUGUCUCCAAUCUCAGUGGAGCAUA